AUGGACAAGAGGGGUACGGAUAUGAUGGAUGAAUUGUUGAGGCAGUGUUCGCACGGGAUCGUUGAACUUACAAAAUUGAAGGAUCUAACCAUAAGCAAUCCACGGAAUGCCUUUCAAAUUGAACGCAUCGAUAACAAGGGAGAUACAAUGCCGCCAGUUGGAAUGGCUUCUCAGCAGCCAGAAAUGUCAACGCUCGUGCACCCACAAGAAAUGCAAAGAAAAGCCUUGCAAAGCUUCGAGGAUUUGUGCGCGGUCAGCCAUCCAAUUCAGCAGUUCCUCGAAGAAAUACAUCCAAAUCGAAAAGACAAGCAGGAGCCCUUCAAGCCUUGGCCCGUUCAAUCUUAUGUUUACCCGUUUCUAAAAGAGCGCCAGCACGUACUUGUGAGAUCGCCGACGGGCAGUGGAAAGACGAUCGCGUUUCUGGCGCCGAUUUUGGAUGCCAUUUUGGUAGAGGGACGUGAUCGUGUGAAAAAACCGAGGGCCCUCAUCAUUGCCGACACAAAAGAUCUCUUGGUGCAACAUUACCAGAACGCUUUAAAGAUCAACGAAUUUCUCGAUGCCGGCAAUCAAAACAUCACCAUCGGUUGCCAUAUUGGAGGCGUGCAUCUAGCGCGGCUUCCUCGAUACGAAUACUUAAAAUCUUUCCAAUCGGAUAUCCUCUUCAUGUCACCUGGAAAAAUGAUGGAAGCCUUGCAGAAGAAAAUGUUGGAUCUCUCCCACUUGAUGUACAUUGUUUUCGACGAAGCUGACGAGAUGUUCCAUUGCGGUAAAUUCCUGAUUGAGUUGAGGGAGUUUCAAAAGGCUUUACAAGAGUGCCGGGAAACUGUGCCCACAUUUGCACCAACCUUCUCGAUGUUCUCAGCAACGCUUGUCUUUAAAUCGCCAGAAGUCGAGCGAGGCUUAGAAGUGUUCUUUGGCGUUGAAUGGCCCCAAAUUGUAGAAAAGAUUGGUUAUGUUGUCGUACAAUUUCCGACAUUGAUUCAGCAAAAUGUGAUUCAAGUUGACGAUUUUCCGCAGAAGCUGCUAGUUUUGGAACAACUGUUGGACCGAGACUUGUAUCGAAUGGGAAGAUCACGUGAAGACACAGAUAAAGCAUCAAAAACCUACAGCAACACAACGCUCGUCUUUUGCGACACGCGAAAGCAAGUCUACAAUUUGGCAGCAUGGUUGACUCAAAAGGGAUUCUACCUCAAAAUUCACACUGGACGAAUGCCUGAAGACAUCAAGAGGAAGAACAUGAGAAUGAUCACUGAUCGCCGAUUACCGUUGUUGAUCUCGUCAAAUGUCAUGGCCAGGGGAUUGGACAAGCCGAGCAUCAACCAUGUGAUCAUGUUUGAAUUGCCAACCCAAAAUUGGUCAACCUACUCACAUCGAGUUGGUCGAACUGGACGGUGUGGAGAGGAAGGUAAUUGCACUGUGCUUCUCAACAAGAACGGUGGAAAGGAACUUCAACAGGCACCACAAUUGUUACGAACACUGAUGGUAUAUCGUCAAAAGAUUCCGAAGUGGUUGUUUGAGAGAUUCGGACAUGUUGCUCUACAAGGAAUUGACCACUAUAUUGCACCUCAAUCUCAGAAACUUGCCGAAAAUCUUGUCAUGCAAAUGAACGAUCCCCAAGCAAAUUUUAAUGAGUCUCUCAUCUCAUCGGACACAUCUUUGGUGUUUUCGUCAACGGAUGAAACUCAACAUAGUCAAUCGGCGCACCCAUACUUCGGAGAACAACAAGAAAUGGAGGCUGCUGAGAUUAUCAGGCGACAAGAAGUCUAUGUUGAAAGUCAUCGAUCGAUGCACCCAAAUCCCGGAGAACAGCGUGCAAUGGUGGAUGUCGAGGUUGGCAGGAGACUUGCAGCCUUGGCUGGAAGCCGCCCAACGCUUUGUGAUGGUUUGGACAGCGACGACGAUGAUGCUCCUGAUCGGUAUGAAGACGAUGAGAGCUCAAACGAU
Molecule: messenger RNA, 1944 nt
Organism: Mesorhabditis belari
Lineage: Eukaryota; Metazoa; Nematoda; Chromadorea; Rhabditida; Rhabditidae
Source: the annotation of a GenBank genome assembly